This is a messenger RNA of Dromiciops gliroides (monito del monte), 1244 nucleotides long. Its product is annotated as glyoxalase domain-containing protein 4-like. Lineage: Eukaryota; Metazoa; Chordata; Mammalia; Microbiotheria; Microbiotheriidae. The record is from RefSeq and is a predicted model, not a curated record.
AUGGCGGAGGCGGAGGCGGCGGAGGCGGCGGCGGCGACGGCCUCACGGCGCGCGCUGCACUUCGUGUUCAAAGUUGGCAACCGCUUCCAGACAGCGCGCUUCUACCGGGACCUGCUGGGGAUGAAGAUCCUUCAGCGUGAGGAAUUUGAGGAAGGCUGCAAGGCUUCCUGUAAUGGGCCUUAUGAUGGGAAGUGGAGUAAAACCAUGGUGGGCUACGGGCCCGAGGACAAUCACUUCGUGGCAGAGCUGACCUACAACUAUGGCAUUGGUGACUAUCACCUCGGAAACGACUUCCUGGGCCUCACACUUUUCUCCAGCCAGGCCGUCACAAACGCCAAGAAGUCUGAGUGGCCGCUCCGUGAGGUUGCUGAGGGAGUGUUUGAAACUGAAGCCCCAGGAGGCUACAAGUUCUUUUUAAAGAACCACAGUCAGCCCCCCUCAGACCCAGUGCUGAAAGUGACCUUGGCGGUCUCUGACCUGAGCACUUCCCUCCACUACUGGUCGGACCUGCUGGGGAUGAGGGUUUAUGAAAAGGAUGAGGAGCAGCAAAGGGCCCUGCUGGGCUAUGCAGACAACCAGUGCAAGCUGGAGUUGCAGGGCAUCAAGGGAGCAGUGGAUCAUGGGUCAGCCUUUGGGAGGAUUGCUUUCUCCUGUCCAAAGAAAGAGUUACCAGACAUAGAAGCAUUGAUGAAAAAGGAGAACCAGAAGAUUCUGACCCCCCUGGUCAGUCUGGACACACCUGGGAAAGCCACAGUCCAAGUGGUUAUUCUGGCGGACCCUGAUGGACACGAAAUUUGUUUUGUGGGCGAUGAAGCAUUUCGAGAACUUUCUAAGAUAGAUUCAAAUGGGGACAAAUUGUUGGAUGCCGCGAUGGCAGCAGACAGAAGUGAUGAGUGGUUUGCUAAACACAAAAUACAGAAGCCUUCUGGAUAAUGGAAGACAUCAUUGAACAAAGACUUGUGCUGUUCAUCCCGAUUCCCAUCCUGCACUAGAGCUGUGGUGAUUUCAAGGGCUCCUCUUCUUUGGGGAGCCCAGGAGCAUAGCCUAGGAUUGCCUUUUGGGGGAGGGGAAACAGCCUUAAUACAGUUUAAAUUCCAGAUCUUUAAAGUCAUCUCCUCCUUUCCUAUGCUGACCAUCUCAAUCACAGAUUCAAGCAGCCCUCCUUGUUGGUCUGAAUGUGUUACUGGUGGCACGGGCUCUGCUCACGAUUUGCUGGUACUUUAGAAAUAGUGGCUUUCCCCAAG